Messenger RNA from Panicum virgatum (switchgrass), 5943 nucleotides. RefSeq names its product MDIS1-interacting receptor like kinase 1-like. The record is from RefSeq and is a predicted model, not a curated record. Gene Ontology annotation, biological process: protein phosphorylation. Gene Ontology annotation, molecular function: protein binding; protein kinase activity; ATP binding. Gene Ontology annotation, cellular component: plasma membrane. NCBI's taxonomy places the organism in Eukaryota, Viridiplantae, Streptophyta, Magnoliopsida, Poales, Poaceae. The transcript has 2 exons. The coding region runs from base 2613 to 5702 and encodes 1029 amino acids.
CUGCACCUCUAGCUCGCUGCACAUUGAAGUCUGAACAGCUAGCUCAAAAGUUGAUUAGCCAUAUACAUUAAACCAUAUAAAUUGGUUUGGUUUUUGUUCCCUACUCCCUAGCUAGGCUUUGUAUUAAUUCAGCCGUUUUGAUCAAGAUGUGUUUCUAGACGUUUUGGUGUGCUGUGGCACGUCACUUUGGAUACUGGCAUUCUGAUGAUUUGUGCCACAUACAUCAAAGUGGAGUAGAAACACAAGUUGAUCAGAUACCUUCAGUGCCUCCUCGGUUGUCCAAUGGUGUGCUUGUCAUGAAUUCAGCAUUCCUCCAAGGUGCAACAAUCAGAUUUAUCAUUCAGUAUUCGACAUUACAAAAUGGUGCAUAAAGGUGUGGAUGUAUAAUUUGCAGAAGACUUAGGAGGUUAAGCCUACCUUAUUUUUGUUUCUGUUUCUUUCUUUCUUUCUUCUUAGAAUUAAGAUCAAAUAAAAAAGACUUGCUAUGCAGUGCAAGGCAUUCAGACUCCAGAAUAAUGAAAUUAAACAAGAGCAUUGUGUCCUCCUUUUUUUUUUGCCCAUUCCGGCAUUUCCUGGUGAUCAACAUUCUUUUGCUUCCUGUUUGUCUAACCUUCAAUAGGUUAUUCGCUUCUGAUCACCAUUAGUAAAUUGGCAGCAUUUACAUGUUAAUUGCUAGUUACUAAAAGGCUGAAUCAGUGUCUAUUAAACAUCUUUUUCUUACAUUUAUUAUCUUCGAAAUGCCUAUAAUAUUACAAAUAUUUCAGUAUUCUCAUAGGGGUGGCAUCCUAAGGCCUAUAUGCCUAUACUCAUGGCUCCGAGCCUCUGAAAGCACAAGAUUGACAGAUUUUGUAGAGUAUCAGCUAGGGCUUCACAGUGUAGAAAGCUAGAGGAUAGCUGGUUGAUACUAUCCCUAGUACCAAUUGUUAAAACAAAGACCAUGAAAUCAGUUUGAUACUUGAUAGACAGCAAUUACUUGGUUGUGGUGUUCUUCUGUUCAUGUGCGAAAUGUUUGUUUGCACUUUUACCUUGCUCAGUAUAUGAACCACCUGACCUCUUUUCACUAGUUCUUUUUUUCCAUUACGAUCAACUGGUCACACUUAAUCGAUUAAUUACUCGGAUGGCAGAAGGAAGCUUCUACAGUUCAAUUCUUGCAAUGCCAGUUCCCUGUUUUCUUAUUUCAAAGAACUUCACUGUCUGUUCUAUGUUCUAAUGAUCCUUUCCCUGUGCAAUGAUCAUGCUACUCUUUUGACGACUUGAUCAGAUAUGAACAAGUGCAUAUGGCAGCCUUGCAGGCCAAUUUUACCAAUAACUUGUGACUCUUUUCCUGAAUGCUUUAGCAGCCUUCUGAAUGUGUCAACUCUGUUUUUUAAUUAACCCAUUUAAUUAUGCUGCUAGUACCUAUGUUGCCUUCAAUAGAUGCAGUUGUGGUGACAUUCUACUGGGGGCAUGUGCCAAGCAAUGCACCAGCAAUCCUCUUGUCAGAGAACAGCAGUAACAGCAGCUGCUACUGCUCACUGUCACAGGAAUGAUUAGCAUAAAUUUUAUUUUAACAAGGUCAACUUGGGCAGCCUUAACACAUGCACCACGGUACAUAUCCUCCAGGACGGGUAAACUUUCUUUAAUUUUUAUGAAAGACAUGUGUCCAGAUCUGAGCUAGGGUGCUUGAAUCAGGACAACAACAAGAACAUACCCUCUUGUCUCCCUUUGGGUUAACUCUAUUCUGCAAUGGAAGCAUCAUGUUCCUCUAACUGGUAUAUGGCAUAGUAUGAACACUGCUUGAUUUGCUAAAAAUCAUAGUACCUGUUAUUGUCCUCAUGGCUUCUGUGUGUAGUGUACCGUAGAGAGUAGGAACUAGCUCCUACAGUCCUACUGGUGCUCCUAGAUCAGGAUCAGUUGAAAUGUUAGGCCAGCAUCUACACAACAAAAUGCAGAAGCUGAUCUGUUUCAGAGCUUCAUAAGCAGAAGCUAGCUCCCAAAGAAUAGGCCGUACAAAUACCCAGUUUACAGCAGGUCGGUCUCUGAUUAUUAGUACUACCUACAAGUAAUCAGACCCUGAAAGCUAGAGCAGCUAAUCUACUGUCAGCAGUGACAGAGAAUGUAAAUUAAGCAUGCUAUUAAUCUACUCUGAUCAUAUGGGGGCAGGCACAAAGUAAAAGAUUAAACAAUGCCACAUUGCCCAAAAGCAGGUUGGAAAAGCCAUGACUUUAAAACACAUUCCCUCCAUGUUCCAUGUUCUCAUGUUCCAUCCCCUACCAGCUCCAGCUCCGGAACCCAGCUCACAUUCGUUCACUGGGUGAGGUGUCCAGGCACUAAACAAACAACAUGGUGGCAUGUUAAGAAAUGCCAAGAAGAUUCAUUAGAUUAUUACAUGCUUUAACCAAUCUUCUAGUGAGAAUGAUAUAAAGCCUUUUCUGCCAUCUUCAUCUUCUAGCUAGCUGCAGCCUCUGCUCUUCCUGCAGAUGCGGUGUCAGUGAAUUAGCUAGGCAAGCCAGACAGUGCCUCUGACAUGGCGCAGCACUAGAAGCAGCAGAGGCCCUGCAGCCAGAACAGGUGCUAGAAGCAGCUGAUUUCAGCUGCCAAAAGCGCUUCUAGGAAAGUACUAGAACAUUCUAAUGGAAGCAAGAGCGCCAGUUCUGGUCCUAGCAGUGACACUGUCCUUGAUCUUGGCUACCGGCGUUGGUGCGGCCGGCGGCGACGAUCGGGCGGCGCUGGUCGCGCUCAAGGCGGGCUUUAUUGACUCGUUGGGCGUGCUCGUCGACUGGAAGGAUGGCGGCAGGGCCUCGUCGCAUUGCAGCUGGACCGGCGUCGGGUGCAACGCCGCCGGCCUCGUCGACCGCCUUGAUCUCUCGGGGAAGAACCUGAGUGGCAAGGUCACCGACGACGUGCUCAGGCUGCCGUCGCUCACCGUCCUCAACCUCUCCUCCAACGCGUUCUCCGUCGCGCUGCCCAAGUCUCUCGCCGCGCUGUCCAACCUCCAGGUGUUGGAUGUGAGCCAGAACUCCUUCGAGGGCGCGUUCCCCGCCGGCCUCGGCUCCUGCGCUGACCUCGUCACCGUCAAUGCCUCCGGCAACAACUUCGUCGGCGCCCUCCCCGCCGACCUCGCCAAUGCCACGUCCCUCGAGACCAUCGACCUGAGGGGCAGCUUCUUCGGCGGUGCCAUCCCGGCGGCGUACCGGAGCCUCACCAAGCUCAAGUUCCUGGGCCUCUCCGGCAACAACAUCACCGGCAAGAUCCCGCCAGAGCUCGGCGAGCUCGAAUCGCUCGAGAGCCUGAUCAUCGGGUACAAUGCGCUCGAGGGAGGCAUCCCACCGGAGCUCGGCAACCUCGCCAACCUCCAGUACCUCGACCUCGCCGUCGGCAGUCUCGACGGGCCCAUCCCAGCUGAGCUCGGCAAGCUUCCGGCGCUCACCUCGCUUUACCUGUACAAGAACAACCUCGAAGGCAAGAUACCGCCGGAGCUCGGCAACAUCUCCACACUCGUCUUCCUCGACCUGUCCGACAACCUGCUGACGGGCCCGAUCCCCGACGAGCUAUCGCAGUUGAGCCACCUCCGGCUGCUCAACCUCAUGUGCAACCACCUCGACGGCACCGUGCCGGCGACCAUCGGCGACAUGCCGAGCCUGGAGGUGCUCGAGCUGUGGAACAACUCCUUGACGGGGCAGCUUCCCGCGACGCUCGGCAAGAGCUCGCCGCUGCAGUGGGUGGACGUGUCGUCCAACUCCUUCACCGGCCCCGUGCCGGCUGGGAUCUGCGACGGCAAGGCGCUCGCCAAGCUGAUCAUGUUCAACAACGGCUUCACCGGCGGGAUCCCGGCCGGUCUCGCGUCGUGCGCGUCUCUGGUGCGCGUGCGCAUGCAGAGCAACCGGCUCACCGGCGCGAUCCCCAUCGGGUUCGGCAAGCUGCCGUCGCUGCAGCGGCUGGAGCUCGCCGGCAACGACCUGACGGGAGAUAUCCCCGGCGACCUCGCGUCGUCUACGUCGCUAUCGUUCAUCGACUUUUCCCGCAACCACCUCCAGUACUCGGUGCCGUCGAGCCUCUUCACGAUCCCGACCUUGCAGAGCUUCCUGGCGUCGGACAACAUCAUCUCCGGCCAGCUCCCCGACGAGUUCCAAGACUGCCCGGCACUGGCAGCGCUGGACCUGUCCAACAACCGGCUCGCCGGCGCGAUACCGUCCAGCCUGGCCUCGUGCCAGAGGCUGGUCAAGCUCAACCUCAGGCACAAUCGGCUCACCGGCGAGAUCCCGAAGGCGCUCGCCAUGAUGCCGGCGAUGGCCAUUCUUGAUCUGUCGAGCAACUCCUUGACCGGCGGCAUACCGGAGAAUUUCGGGAGCUCGCCGGCGCUGGAGACGCUCAACCUGGCGUACAACAACCUCACCGGGCCCGUGCCCGGGAACGGCGUCCUGCGUUCCAUCAACCCCGACGAGCUUGCCGGCAACGCGGGGCUGUGCGGUGGCGUGCUCCCGCCGUGCUACGGGAGCCGCGACACGGGCCUGGCGGCGCGCCCCCGCGGCAGCGCGCGCCUCAGGCGCAUCGCGGUGGGGUGGCUGGUGGGGAUGCUCGCCGUCGUCGCCGCGUUCGCGGCUCUGCUCGGCGGGCGCUACGCGUACCGCCGGUGGUACGUGGGCGGCGCCGGGUGCUGCGACGACGAGAACCUCGGCGCGGAGUCCGGCGCCUGGCCGUGGCGGCUGACGGCGUUCCAGCGGCUGGGGUUCACGAGCGCCGACGUGCUGGCGUGCAUCAAGGAGGCGAACGUGAUCGGCAUGGGCGCGACCGGGGUGGUGUACAAGGCGGAGCUCCCGCGCGCGCGCGCCGUGGUCGCCGUGAAGAAGCUGUGGCGGCCGGCGCCGAUGGACGGCGACGCGGCGGCGGCGGCGAGCGAGCUGACCGCGGACGUGCUCAAGGAGGUGGGGCUCCUGGGGCGGCUCCGGCACCGGAACAUCGUGCGGCUGCUGGGGUACCUGCACAACGACACGGACGCGAUGAUGCUGUACGAGUUCAUGCCCAACGGCAGCCUGUGGGAGGCGCUGCACGGCCCGCCGGAGAAGCGGACGCUGGCGGACUGGGUGUCGCGCUACGACGUCGCCGCCGGCGUGGCGCAGGGCCUCGCGUACCUCCACCACGACUGCCACCCGGCGGUGAUCCACCGCGACAUCAAGUCCAACAACAUCCUCCUCGACGCCAACAUGGAGGCCCGCAUCGCCGACUUCGGCCUCGCCCGCGCCCUGGCGCGCACCAACGAGUCCGUCUCCGUCGUCGCCGGCUCCUACGGCUACAUCGCGCCAGAGUACGGGUACACGCUCAAGGUGGACCAGAAGAGCGACAUCUACAGCUACGGCGUGGUGCUGAUGGAGCUCAUCACGGGGCGCCGCGCCGUGGAGGCGGAGUUCGGCGAGGGGCAGGACAUCGUGGGGUGGGUGCGGGACAAGAUCCGGAGCAACACGGUGGAGGAACACCUGGACGCGCACGUCGGCGGCCGGUGCGCGCACGUCCGGGAGGAGAUGCUGCUGGUGCUGCGCAUCGCCGUGCUCUGCACCGCCCGGGCGCCGCGGGACCGGCCGUCCAUGCGCGACGUCAUCACCAUGCUCGGCGAGGCCAAGCCGCGCCGCAAGAGCGGGAGCAGCGGCGGCAAGCCGGAGCCCGCCGUGGCGGUGGACAAGGACAGGCCGGUGUUCAGCACCACGCCGGACUCCGACUACGCCUAGGCGCCAAGGCUUACUUAGCCUGCUGCACAUGCUUCUCUCCCCUUUUCAGUGCCUGCUAAUGAUUUGUUCAUGUACGUAGAUUUUGAUGCUGCAGGGUUUUGAGCCUGCAACCUAGUAAAAAAUUUGCUGUGAAGAUUAACUAGCCGUAGAUCAUGUAGAUUAUGAAUGUAAGAAGGUGGAUAAUAAGCUCAGGUAUUUUGAUUCACAUACAUACAUAUAAAAAGAAAGAAAGCAGACUCAA